UAUUUCUCCAUUUCUCUCCAAAAAGUUUCGGUAGAAUCUUGUUCUUUGCACAUUCGAGGUGGAUUGUAUCGAAUUCUUCAUCUAAUGUGUCUUUGUUGGAGAGAUUUUUUCUAGAUCUAAGUGGAAGAGAAGUGAGAGAAGAAGAACACCGGCUGUAUAUUCGGCGAGGUUGUCUGGCGAUUGAGCAGAAGAUGCUGCUGGAAAUCAGCGGCGAAGAUGAGGAGAAAUGGCUUGCCGAAGGAGUCGCCGGUCUCCAGCACAACGCCUUCUUCAUGCACCGCGCUCUUGAUUCCAACAAUCUGCGUGACGCACUCAAGUACUCGGCUCAGAUGCUUUCCGAGCUGCGCACCUCUAGGCUCUCCCCCCACAAGUACUAUGAGCUCUAUAUGAGGGCAUUCGAUGAACUCAGGAAGCUGGAGAUGUUCUUCAAGGAGGAGACAAAAAGGGGAAGCUCGGUGAUUGAUCUUUACGAGCUUGUCCAGCAUUCUGGGAAUAUCCUGCCUAGGCUGUAUCUCCUCUGCACUAUAGGAUCUGUUUAUAUAAAAUCAAAAGAAGCUCCUUCAAAAGAUAUCCUCAAGGACAUUGUGGAAAUGUGUCGGGGUAUACAAAAUCCAGUUCGGGGUCUCUUCCUGAGAAGUUACCUCUCUCAGAUCAGUAGGGAUAAAUUGCUUGAUAUUGGUUCAGAGUAUGAAGGGGAUGGGGACGGUGUUAUUGAUGCUGUUGAAUUUGUGCUUCAGAAUUUUACAGAGAUGAAUAAACUAUGGGUCCGAAUGCAUUAUCUGGGACCUGUUCGUGAAAAGGAGAAACGUGUAAAAGAGAGGAGUGAGCUUCGAGAUCUUGUGGGCAAAAACCUCCAUAUUCUUAGCCAAAUAGAUGGUGUUGAUCUUGAUAUGUACAAAGAAAUUGUGCUUCCUAGGGUAUUAGAGCAGGUAGUCAACUGCAAAGAUGAACUGGCCCAACAUUAUUUGAUGGAUUGUAUUAUCCAAGUGUUUCCUGAUGAAUAUCACUUGCAGACUCUUGAACUGUUAUUAGGUGCAUGCCCACAACUUCAGCCCACUGUUGACAUCCUGACAGUUCUAUCUCAGCUUAUGGAUAGAUUAUCCAAUUAUGCUGCCUCUAGUCCGGAGGUUUUACCAGAAUUUCUACAAGUAGAAGCUUUUGCUAAAUUGAGCACUUACAUUGGAAAGGUUAUUGAUUCGCAGAGUGAAAUGCCAACUUUUGGUACCAUCGGUUUAUAUGUCUCACUGCUCACAUUUACUCUUCGUGUCCAUCCAGAUCGUCUUGAUUAUGUGGAUGAAGUCCUGGGAGCGUGUGUUAAGAAAAUAUCAGGAAAACCAAAGAUUGAGGAUAGCAAAGCAACUAAACAAAUAGUUUCCCUUUUAAGCGCUCCACUGGAAAAGUACAAUGAUAUAGAUACCGCUUUAAAACUCUCUAACUAUCCAAGAAUCAUGGACCAUCUUGAUAAUGCCACAAAGAAAAUCAUGGCAGUGGUUAUUAUUCAAAGCAUCAUGAACAACAAUACUUGCAUAGCUACCGCUGAUAAGGUGGAGGCAUUGUUUGAUUUAAUAAAAGGGCUCAUCAAGGAUAUGGAUGUGACUUUAGAUGAGUUUGAUGAAGAGGAUUUCCAGGAGGAGCAAAAUUCUGUUGCUCGCCUCAUUCACAUGUUGUACAAUGAUGAUCCAGGGGAGAUGCUGGAGAUAAUUUGCACAGUGAGGAAGCAUGUUCUUCUUGGGGGACCUAAACGCCUUCUUUUCACUGUUCCUCCAUUAAUAUUUUCUGCCCUCAAGCUGGUGAGGCGUUUGCAAGGUCAGGAAAGAGAUGUGGAUGGCGAAGAUGUUUAUGCUACUCCAAAGAAAAUAUUUCAGAUUUUGAAUCAGACCAUUGAGGCACUAUCAUCUGUUCCUUCACCCGAACUUUCCUUGAGGUUGUACUUACAAUGUGCAGAGGCUGCCAAUGAUUGUGAUCUUGAACCCAUUGCGUAUGAGUUUUUUACUCAGGCAUUUAUAUUAUAUGAAGAAGAAGUUGCAGAUUCAAAAGCUCAAGUGACGGCAAUUCACCUAAUUAUCGGAACUCUGCAAAGGAUGAACGUAUUUGGAGUUGAGAAUAGAGAUACACUAACCCAUAAGGCCACAGGGUAUUCUGCAAAGCUUUUGAAAAAGCCUGAUCAGUGCAGUGCAGUUUAUGCUUGCUCACACCUCUUUUGGGUUGAUGAUCAAGAUGGAAUCAAGGACGGAGAAAGAGUUCUCCUAUGCUUAAAACGUGCCUUGAAGAUUGCAAAUGCUGCCCAGCAAAUGGCAAAUGUUACAAAGGGUAGCAGUGGGCCUGUCACUUUGUUUGUUGAAAUACUCAACAAGUAUCUGUACUUCUUCGAGAAAGGAAAUCCUCAUAUUACAAGCUCUGCAAUCAACGGUCUGAUUGAAUUAAUCAUGACCGAAAUGCAAAGCGAUAGCUCAAUUUCAGUUCCAUCUGCUGAUGCGUUCUUUUCCAGCACGCUUCGAUACAUUCAGUACCAGAAGCAGAAAGGUGGCUCCAUUGGCGAAAAGUUUGAACUAAUCAAGGUUUAAUAUAAUCCACAUGCCAAGGUAAUAAAUUCUGUUGAAUUUUGACUUACUGAAACCUACAUAGUUCUAUUUCGGAACCAAAUUGCGGAAACAAAGUGAUUAGUUCAUAAUUUUUUGAAACCUAUCGAAUGAGAUAAUUUUUUUACUGUUUUGUUUAUAUCACAAUCACAAUUUUUAUUUGACUA
Messenger RNA from Dendrobium catenatum, 2746 nucleotides. Its product is annotated as vacuolar protein sorting-associated protein 35B-like. Gene Ontology annotation, biological process: retrograde transport, endosome to Golgi; intracellular protein transport. The record is from RefSeq and is a predicted model, not a curated record. Gene Ontology annotation, cellular component: retromer, cargo-selective complex; retromer complex; late endosome. The coding region runs from base 192 to 2564 and encodes 790 amino acids. The transcript has 22 exons. Lineage: Eukaryota; Viridiplantae; Streptophyta; Magnoliopsida; Asparagales; Orchidaceae.